Diospyros lotus (date-plum) is the source of this 1779-nucleotide messenger RNA. RefSeq lists its product as uncharacterized. The transcript is spliced from 11 exons. The coding region runs from base 280 to 1623 and encodes 447 amino acids. Gene Ontology annotation, biological process: regulation of starch metabolic process; starch metabolic process. The record is from RefSeq and is a predicted model, not a curated record. Gene Ontology annotation, molecular function: starch binding. Lineage: Eukaryota; Viridiplantae; Streptophyta; Magnoliopsida; Ericales; Ebenaceae. Gene Ontology annotation, cellular component: starch grain; chloroplast stroma.
CAAAUCCAAACCCAUCCAUCUCAAACUCAAAUACCGUCACAAAGCCCACCUACCGCAUCCCUCUCUCUCCCUCUCUCUCUCUCUCUCUCUCCCCGCCGUCAAGUUCCCAACACGAAGAAACUUUUGCUCCAAAUCUCCGAGGAUCUCUCUCCAGCAUUGCCGUUCGCCCUUGAACCCUCCAUGUUUUUCGCUCUAAUCAUCUUCUUAUUCUACUUCACCACGCUCUAGAAAAGCUAGGGUUUGUUUCUCGACUCUCCUCCAAUGGUUUUGUCUUAGACAAUGGCGGCUAGUUCGAGAGGCUUGUCAUCGGCUCCAUUCGGACUGAAACUGAAGAGACUUGACCUGUCUCUCCUGCACCGCCACGGACUGGAGUUGAGGAAGCGGCGGAGGAGGUUUCCUGGCCGUGAUUUGACGAUUGAUUGCUGUUGUUCCGACUCCGGGGUUUCGAUUCCGAGAGCCACUGGGGCUGGGAAGAGUGUCGAAAAGGCUAACGACUGGCUUUUCGAUCCCAAGAAGAUCCCUCACGGGGUUCGGAUCCAAGCUACACCUGCAUUGCCCUUUGCGUCCUCUCAGUCUAGGUUUGUGUCCAAACAGGAGAAGUUCUAUCCACGAUGUACCCCAAGAAAUUCUGGUCCACAGUCCCGUGAUACCCCACCUAAACGAGACACUGGUAUUGCAAAUGAGAAGGAUUGGGGCAUCAGUCUGUUCAAUGAAAACGUCAAUGAGUCUGGCAUCAAUGAAGAUGGCAGCACUUGGUAUCGAGAAAGUGGAGAGGACCUUGGAGAAAAUGGAUACAGAUGUCGAUGGACAAGGAUGGGUGGUCAAAGUGAUGAUGGCUCAUCGGAAUGGAAAGAAACGUGGUGGGAGAAAAGUGACUGGACGGGAUACAAAGAGCUAGGUGUGGAAAAAUCAGGAAGGAAUGCAGAGGGGGAUUCGUGGUGGGAAACAUGGCAAGAAGUUCUUCACCAGGAUGAAUGGAGUAACCUAGCUAGGAUAGAAAGGAGUGCCCAAAAACAAGCUAAAUCAGGCUCAGAAAAUGCUGGAUGGUAUGAGAACUGGUGGGAAAAAUAUGAUGCCAAAGGCUGGACUGAGAAAGGGGCUCACAAGUAUGGCAGACUGAAUGAACAGUCUUGGUGGGAAAAGUGGGGAGAGCAUUAUGAUGGAAGAGGAUCUGUUCUAAAAUGGACAGACAAGUGGGCUGAGACUGAACUUGGAACCAAAUGGGGAGACAAAUGGGAAGAGAAGUUUUUUGCUGGUAUAGGUUCACGACAAGGGGAGACCUGGCACGUGUCACCCACUGGCGAUCGUUGGUCUAGGACGUGGGGCGAAGAGCACUUAGGGAAUGGUAAGGUGCACAAAUACGGUAAGAGUACAACAGGUGAAAGCUGGGAUAUUGUCGUUGAUGAGGAAACUUACUACGAGGCUGAGCCACAUUAUGGAUGGGCAGAUGUGGUGGGCGAUUCAAGCCAACUGCUAUCCAUCGAACCUCGAGAGAAGCCACCGGGUGUAUACCCAGAUAUUGAUUUUGGUUCAUCUCCAUCUUCUCCUCCUCCUCCUCCUCCGCGGCCACCGCCGCCGCCAGGCGAUGUUCCACCAGGCAUGUCUUCCCCCUCCUCAGAAUGAAAACCUUGUGUGUCAAAUGGUAUUUGUUUGUAGGUAGUCUUUUAGAGGUAUUGUUGAGGUCAAUUAGUAAUGGAUAAAAACCCCUCCUGUAAAACAAUUUGACAGUCAUUGUUCUUCAAUCCUUAAUUCAUUCUUUAAGAUAUCUUUACGGAUUUC